Hevea brasiliensis (rubber tree) is the source of this 2073-nucleotide messenger RNA. RefSeq names its product zinc finger CCCH domain-containing protein 20. Lineage: Eukaryota; Viridiplantae; Streptophyta; Magnoliopsida; Malpighiales; Euphorbiaceae. The transcript has a single exon. The coding region runs from base 559 to 1671 and encodes 370 amino acids. Gene Ontology annotation, molecular function: metal ion binding. The record is from RefSeq and is a predicted model, not a curated record.
AUAGGAUCUAAAUUUAAAGUAGCUGUUGAUGAUGAAACAUUGAAACUUUCAUCGAAUACACCCCCAGACAUUUAAUCCAAACAACCCCUUGUUAUCAGGGCAGGAACAACUAAUGGCUGAUUAUAAUUUGCUGGAGCCAAAAUCACGAGAUUUACACCGAUUAUCCUGCGAUAUAUGACAACUACCUCAAAAUAUCCGAGGGCUCCUAGCAGUAAGCCGUCGGUUUCAACAUGCGGAUAAGAUAAUAGCGUCACAAGACUACAAGGGUUUCUUUUGGUCACAGUCGCUCAACACAAGAUAAUGGUCGGGUCCAUGAAAGGAUUAAUCAAAUCGAUAAUUAAGAUCAACGGUUGAGAUAGGUCCGUGGCCUUAAUUUGUCACACCGAAAAUCGACACUAUUGAAAUCUCGCAACUAUAACAAUAGUGGAAUACUGGAAAAGGAGGCAGUUGAUUUAUAAACCAAACCAUAGUUAACAAGAACCUAACCAUGGUUAAAACAUGCAGUUUAUAUUUCAGAGACCCUCCUCUCCCUCAGACCAUCCCCGAUAAUGUGCAAAAAUGAUGAUCGGAGAAUCUCAGCAUUCAAAUCCGACUGUCCAAAUCCCUGCUUGGGACCCUUUUAUCGACGAGCCAACGUCACCCUUACUGUCGCCGUUUGCGAAAUGCGGGAAUGCCAGUUCGCCUUUUCUCGACUCCUUAACGGCGCUCCACCGGUACCUUCCAUCAAACGAGCCUGACUCGUUGAGCGAUGACCUGGACUUGCCUGUGGAUGCCUUCUCCUGCGAUCAUUUUCGCAUGUACGAGUUCAAGGUGAGGCGCUGCGCACGUGGGAGGUCACAUGAUUGGACAGAAUGUCCGUACGCUCAUCCUGGGGAGAAGGCUCGCCGCCGGGACCCACGCAGGUAUCAUUACUCCGGUACGGCCUGCCCAGACUUUCGCAAAGGUGGGUGCAAGAAAGGUGACUCAUGCGAGUUUGCACAUGGUGUUUUUGAGUGUUGGCUUCAUCCGGCUCGAUAUCGUACCCAACCAUGCAAGGAUGGUCCAGCUUGUCGCCGUCGGGUUUGUUUCUUUGCUCAUACUCCGGAUCAGCUUCGGGUUUUGCCUCCGCAGAGCCCGAGGGGAAACGGGUCCGGAUCGGGUGAUAUGGAGGUUGGCUCAUCUCUGAGGCACCAUUUUGACUCGUAUUUGACUAAGGGUGGGUCUUUUCUUUCUUCACCCACCUCGAUUUUAAUAUCACCGCCUGUGUCGCCGCAGUCUGAUUCGCCGCCAAUUUCGCCGAGUAGCCCCCAGGUGGUUGGUGGGUCCUUUAACCCGAUGAGCGAGCUCGUUGCGUCUAUGCGGGGUUUGCAGCUAGGUAAGACGAAAGUGGGACCAGCAUCCUGGAGCAUGCAGAACGGAUCCGGGUUUGAGUCGCCUCGUGGAUCGUCUCUACGUCCCGGCUUUUGCAGUCUUCCUUCGACCCCCACCCGGAUCAUUAGUCGUCCCGGAUUCGGUCAGCUGGACAUUUGGGACUCUAGUUUGGGGGAAGAGCCUGCAAUGGAGAGGGUGGAAUCUGGAAGGGACUUGAGGGCAAAGAUAUACGCAAAGCUCAGUAAAGAAAACUCGAUGAACGGGUCUAACCCGGCCGCUUCAGCACCAGACGUUGGGUGGGUUUCUGAGCUGGUGAAGUGAAGCCGAGUCGAUUCAGCAUGGAAUUUCAUUCCUUUUGUUGUUUUGUAAUGGGAAAUUAAUUUCGGUGGCCAUCGAUUCUUCUUUCUGACUCUGUGAAUAUGAAGUUGAAGAAUUUGGAACUUUGGAAAUUACUCCUCUGUAAAUAGUAGAUGGGGAGAGAGAUUUCAAGUAUCUCUGUUUUGUGGCACCGGCGAAAAGAAAGAAAAAGAAAAACCUGCGACUUUUGUGUACAGACAAGAAGGAUUCCUUUUGGCUUCCGCAGAGUGGGUAGCAGUUGGUUUGUUCAUCAAAUUUGUCUAUGAACUGUAUUUUCUUUUUGAACCAUCUUCAUCUAAUUUUCCCGAAAAUUAAUCUUUGUAAGCUGUUAUGUUUAUGUCUAAUCAAUAUAAUUAUCUUCAUUUA